Molecule: messenger RNA, 543 nt
Organism: Triticum turgidum subsp. durum (durum wheat)
Lineage: Eukaryota; Viridiplantae; Streptophyta; Magnoliopsida; Poales; Poaceae
Source: the annotation of a GenBank genome assembly
AUGCAGAUCAAGUUCAUGACUUACAACGUCUGGUGCCGCGAAGACGUUGUCGUCCACAAGAGGAUGAAGGCCAUCGGCGAACAUGUUCGGAAACAUUCGCCGGACGUAAUUUUCUUCCAGGAGGUCACGCCGUACAUCCACUCGAUCUUUGAGAGCUUCGCAUGGUGGAAAUCCUAUCACUGUUCACCGGUGCCCCCGGAAGAUCAAACGGGGAACCGCCACUUCUGCUUGAUGAUGAGCAAGCUUCGUCUGCAGGGCUACGCGCGCUGGAAGUUCGGCACUUCGCCUACGGGAAAGUGCUACCUGGAGGCAGACAUUACGCCUGGACCGGCUUCUUCAACGCAGCCAAUCCGCAUAGCCACCACCCAGCUCGAAUGCCCAGUACCGCCUGAAUCGAUGCACCUCCGGGAGCGCUACAUGCAGGCAAAGCAUGCGGUCUCAGCGCUGAGUAGCGCUGACAACGUUGUGUUCGGCGGCGACAUGAGCUGGGAUGAUGAUGAUGCCCCCUCCACAAUGGCUGGUUCGACGCCUGGGCAAAACUGA